Lingula anatina is the source of this 2748-nucleotide messenger RNA. RefSeq names its product KAT8 regulatory NSL complex subunit 1. The record is from RefSeq and is a predicted model, not a curated record. Gene Ontology annotation, cellular component: NSL complex. Gene Ontology annotation, molecular function: histone acetyltransferase binding. Lineage: Eukaryota; Metazoa; Brachiopoda; Lingulata; Lingulida; Lingulidae.
AAUAAAACAUGGGCCUCCUGCAUUCUUGUAUUGUGGUGGAUCUCACAUACAAAGAUCGAUGUUCGCCAUUACGUGAUUAAAUUUCAUGCAGGAUUGUAGGCAACAGAGACCACUGGCGGACUUAAUUUAAACAUCAAUUUGAAGGGAACAGUUUCAUCUUUAGCCUCUAGAAGUUUCAAGCCAAAUCACGGAUUUUAAAGGACAUUACGAAGGAUUUGAAAACACCAGUGCACAGGGCGUCGAAGAAAAAAUCGCCAGACAGACGUGGAGUCACGUGGUAUGAUGAAUAAGCCAAAUUUUAUUGUUUCGAUCGCUGAUAAUAUGAGGCUCUGUCAAGAGAUCUAAGUAAAUAUGGUAAAUUGUAACACGAAGAGAUAUAAAUCUACAAUUUUUAUUGUGCACAAUUUUCAUUAAGAGCUUUGAAUCAAGCCCCUCCUGAAAUAGCAUCUUACGCACUAACGCAGUCACGUGUUUCAUAAAAGGUGACCUCGGAAAUCCGCAUUUUUGGCAGCAGGUGACUGAACUGAUACGAUCGUGACAUAAGAAAAAUUAAUGUAGUCACUGUUUAAUCUUCUGAUCCCUUCACAGGGCUUGGCACCCAUGAGGGGCCCUCAAUGUCCGGCCCCCUGCCUCUAAGGCUGUGGUGCAUGGCGACGAUGGCGCCUGCUUUGACUGCGGAGGCUGCCACCCAAGCCCGUGUAAAGCUCUCUCCCAGUUCACCUAACGGUGAUACAUCGUCCAUCGUCAACGGCAGAGACCAUAUUGCCAAUCCCGGCGAUACAGACCUGCUAACUCGACGAUCGCCAGUUGAUCAAACUGCAAACAAGCCUCAGAUAACUCUAGCAUCACACAUUCACAAAAAUCUUGAUACAAGAACUCUGAACCUUGCUCAUCAGAGCAGAAUAAUCAAACUUGCCCUGGGAACGAAUCGAAACAACAAUCACCACAAUCACUAUUUAUCUAGUGGAUUGUCUGAAGGGAAAGUGUCCACAAACGGUGAUAUUGCUAUGGAAAAUGGUGACAAAAUGACUCAUUCAAAGAUUAUCAAGACAAUUUCAGUUACAGCUGCCAAUGGGAAAAAUGGCUUGCAGAGAGCCACCAAUGGAAAUACCAAAACUAUUACCAGUGUAACACUACAGAACUCCAAAGUGCCUAAAAGUACAAAUUUGAACUCGGACUCCAAUACACAGAAUGCUAAUAAUGUAAACAACAAUGCUGCCCAGUCUUCUACGGAUGAUGGGUCAGAUCAGCCAGUGACCAAUGUUGCUGGGAGCAGUAGAGAGUCACAGGCGACAACAAACAACUCUGGAUCCUCUCGUCCAGAAAAUAACAAUGACAGUUCGCACAGACAACAACAUCUUGAGAAACGUGCCACACGUUUGUUGAAACGCCUAAGGCGCUUGCAGGCUCAGCAAGCAGUCACACACACGCGGCAACAGAUGAUGGGGUUUGUAACCACACAGCAUCGUAAUCUACAGUCCAUAGCGAACAGCAACAGGCUACCAGACCCUAAUCUGUUACCUACCACUGAUCUCAAAACUGAACUUCUUCAGAGUGAGGAUGUAAAAAAUUUGUCCACUGCAUCGUUAGUAAAUCUGGUUCGUAGACUGCAGGCGUCGCAGAUAACACUGCGCCAGCGCCUCUCAAGCAACAACACAGACUCUCGUAGUGUGUUAACGUUGGACGAAGAACUUUGUGAUGAUAUAGAUAGAACGGCUGGGAAUUUAUCAAUGAAUUUACGACAUGCAGAAUCUGCAAUCGACUCUGAUGCCACAGAGAGCAGUUCUGGAGGUGAAAGUUGUGAUGAAAUGGACUGGGAAGAGUGUGAACCAACAAAACAUCAACUCCCACUACACAGGCGGGGAGAAUGGAAGUGGGCAGCAGAGCGCUCAUCGAUAGCGUCGAGGUGGACGUGGCUGCAGGCACAAGUGUCAGACCUCGAAUACCGCAUACGCCAGCAGAACGAUAUCUAUCGUCAGAUCAGGGCUGCAAAAGGGCAGGUCGUCCUUGGUGAGACGCCUCAACCCGAAGAUCUUAUGGUCAGAUAUCGCCCCUCAAGGACUGGCGGGAAAAAGCUUUCUCCUAUUGAGGCCAAGAUCGCAGAUAUUGAGAAGCGCAAUGAAAUGUCACCGUGCAAUCUAUCAACUCUGCUCAAUAAUAUAGACAAGCAGUCAUCUAAAUUGACACAGUCUCUUGGCAACUGUUACUCUCCUAUCCAGGCUAGCCCGCUUGCUGCCACCACUGCAGCAACGGCAACAUCAUCAACAGCAGCAGCGGGAGCGGCACCCUCUGUAUCUUCGUCUGUGUCUUCAGGAAAACAUAGCCCUGCCAAACCUAACGGUGUUCUAUCACCCUGUGGCGCUCAACCUGCCAGUUCUUCAGAAACUGAAACUGACAGUAGUGGUAAAAAAGUGAAGGCAGGAGACUCCUCUACCCCUCAGGGACUGGCCACCCCCUCCCCGGUUGGUUCGCCUAAUCUCGAUGCCACUUGCCAAGCGGCACGCUGUCGCCCUGUCAAAAGCUAUAGAAAGAGGAAGUUACUGCGAACCUUCGGUGUGCAUCACUUGAAUCGUAAAGCUGCACGGUUGUCGACGGUGACGUGUCAUUGUUACCCUCCAACGACCAGUUGUUCUUUGUGUGGUGGACGGUACAACAAUGUCCAGUCCAUUGACCAGUACACCAUGCCAGUGCCGGAGAGGGUGGCUCUACUUGACCAUUCAUACCAUGCUGUCUUGUCGUUCUCGCACG